Tetrapisispora phaffii CBS 4417 is the source of this 744-nucleotide messenger RNA. RefSeq names its product Nkp1p (gene NKP1). Lineage: Eukaryota; Fungi; Ascomycota; Saccharomycetes; Saccharomycetales; Saccharomycetaceae. Bases 1 to 744 code for a protein of 247 amino acids. The record is from RefSeq and is a predicted model, not a curated record. The transcript has a single exon.
AUGUAUUCAGAAAUCCUUGAUUAUAUUGAAAAGGAAGUUAACAACUCUGUCAAUACUUCGAUCAAUAAUAUAAGCAAGUUAGAUGACAUUCCGCAUGAUUUAUUGUACCUGAUCACACAAGAAUAUAAUAAAAAUCAAGGAUUAAAGCUAUCACAGAACAAAAAAGAUCUACUAGCCAAGAACAUAUAUGACUUGGAACAAGAAUUAAGACGUUCACAAAUUUUACAAAUAAAUGAGUUCGUUGGGGAAGUACCUAAAUAUUCGAUUGGUACAGAAAUAUUGAAACAGAAUGCAAAGUCGAAAGAUCUAAAUGACUCCAUAUCUAUAAACAAAUUAAUAUCUGAUAUAUUCAACUUACCACAAAUGUCUUUAGUUCGUGGCCUAGACGAAGAUACUGAAGAUGAACAAGAAAAAAAAUAUUUAACGACAUUAAAUGAAUAUAACAACAUUAGAGAUGAGUUAACUAAUAAAUGUACCGCUAUAAUAUAUGGUGAGAGUAUCUUAAAAAAUAUACAUGAAGACACUGAAAUCUUAACAACUUUAUUUAAGGCAAUUGAACAAUUCCAGGGAUCUGAAACUCAAAAUAAUGGAAAUUCAAAUCCAUCUACAUAUUUAAAUAACUACAAUUCAGAUCUAAAAAGAAACCUACAAGAACUAGAACUACUCUUAGAAGAAACAGUCAAGUCACGAUCUGUUACAAAAGUAACCAAAGAGAAAAUAGAUACACUUUUUAAUAAUUUAUAG